Messenger RNA from Ostreococcus lucimarinus CCE9901, 594 nucleotides. RefSeq lists its product with no specific name. Lineage: Eukaryota; Viridiplantae; Chlorophyta; Mamiellophyceae; Mamiellales; Bathycoccaceae. Gene Ontology annotation, molecular function: superoxide dismutase activity; copper ion binding. Gene Ontology annotation, biological process: removal of superoxide radicals. The record is from RefSeq and is a predicted model, not a curated record. The coding region runs from base 1 to 594 and encodes 197 amino acids. The transcript is spliced from 3 exons.
AUGCAGACGCUCUCCCGAUCGGCGACGCUCGCCUCCAAGACCCACCUCUGCGGCGCCAAGUCGACGAAGACGUCCGCGCAUCGCCCUCGCGCGGUCGCGGUGACGGCGGAGCAAAAGCAGGCGGUGUGCGUGCUCACGGGCACCGCGGGGGUGUCGGGCGUGCUCAAGCUGAGCCAGAGCGGCGACGCGCCGACGAAGGUCGUCGGCUCCAUCACCGGACUCGCGCCGGGCAAGCACGGCCUGCACAUUCACGAGUUCGGCGAUACGACGAACGGGUGCAUGUCCACGGGACCGCACUUUAACCCGAACAAGAUGGAUCACGGCGCGCCGACGGACGCGACGCGACACGCGGGCGACCUCGGCAACGUCGAGGCCACCGCGGGCGGGUGCGACUUCGUCAUCGAGGACUCGCAGAUUCCGCUGAGCGGGGCGAACUCGAUCAUCGGACGCGCGUUCGUGAUUCACGAGCUCGAGGACGAUCUCGGCAAGGGCGAUAGCUCUGAGAUCGGCACCCAGGGCAAGACGUCGAAGACGACGGGCAACGCCGGAGCGCGCUUGGCGUGCGGCGUCCUCGCGUUGGCGCCCUCCGCGUGA